This is a messenger RNA of Anoplopoma fimbria (sablefish), 853 nucleotides long. It is a transcript of the gene akirin1, whose product is annotated as akirin 1. NCBI's taxonomy places the organism in Eukaryota, Metazoa, Chordata, Actinopteri, Perciformes, Anoplopomatidae. Gene Ontology annotation, biological process: myoblast migration involved in skeletal muscle regeneration; positive regulation of transcription by RNA polymerase II; positive regulation of lamellipodium assembly. The record is from RefSeq and is a predicted model, not a curated record. Gene Ontology annotation, cellular component: chromatin; nucleus. Gene Ontology annotation, molecular function: transcription coregulator activity.
CGCCGCUCAGAGCAGAAGACUCGUUGUUGUGGAGAGGAAGAAAAGCUCCAGAAACCCGAGACGCGUUCACGAACACCCCGCCAGCGUCAGAAACCCCAGCUCUGCGUGUCCUUUAUCUUUUUUUUUUUUUUUUUUUUUUUUUUUUUUUUUUUUUUUUUUUUUUUAUAUAUAUAUAUAAAUUAAAAAUAUAUAUUCUUUUCUUGUAAAGCUCAACAUGGCUUGCGGGGCGACAUUAAAGCGGUCGAUGGAGUUCGAGGCCCUCCUCAGUCCCCAGUCUCCCAAGCGGAGGAGGUGCAACCCGCUCCCGGGGACUUCUGGCUCUCCGUCCCCGCAAAGGUGCAACCUGCGUCCGGCCGUCGAGAGCCCGACGCACCCGAUCCCCCAGGCCAUGGGAGGCGAACACAGGCUCACUCCAGAGCAGAUCUUCCAGAACCUCCGUCAGGAGUACAGCCGGAUCCAGAGGCGGCGGCAGCUGGAAGGGGCCUUCAACCAGACUGAGGCCUGUAGCUCCAGUGACUCCCCCAGCCCCAGUUCCUCCCUCAACGCUCCCAGCUCCCCACCAGGUGCCUCAAGGAAGGACCAGCCCUCGUUUACACUGAAGCAGGUGAGCUACCUGUGUGAGCGGCUGCUUAAAGACCACGAGGAGAAGAUCCGGGAGGAGUACGAACAGAUUCUUAACACAAAACUCGCAGAACAAUAUGAAUCUUUUGUGAAAUUCACACAAGACCAGAUCAUGCGAAGAUACGGAGCCCGGCCUGCUAGUUACGUCUCUUGAGCUCACCGUGAUGAGAUCCCGGCUUCCCCUCUCACUAGACGGCUGCUCUGCUACUGCCCCACCCCACCCCACCCCCUC